Molecule: messenger RNA, 1809 nt
Organism: Oryctolagus cuniculus (rabbit)
Lineage: Eukaryota; Metazoa; Chordata; Mammalia; Lagomorpha; Leporidae
Source: RefSeq, a predicted model, not a curated record
GAGCAGCCAGGACCCAAACUAGUGCCCAGUGGUUUUACCCCAUACGGCACAGCGCUGGCCCUGCCUUAAACAUUUUUAAACACUUCUUUGAUCAGGUUAGCAAGACUGGGAGGAGAUAGCAACAGGCCUCGGGGAGAUGCGCUGGAUAGUCCCCUCCUUAAAGCACAGCAGAUCUCUAGCAAAGCUGGACAAGAAUCCCUGAAGCCUGGAGGGUGACCCUAUUUCUUCACCAAGGUUAUUCCUGGGUGCCAGACUGGAGCAGUUCAGGCAUUCAGGAAACUAUAAAGAAGCCUCAACAACCACCUUCCCGAACGUCAACAUCAACAUCCUCAGCCAUAAAAUUCAUCUCCACCCACAGCUGCAGACUGCAAACUAGGAGGCAGAAGGGACUUCAGGUCUUCCUAGUUUCCCAGGACCUCCGGGAGCCUGCAAGCUGAGGCCCCAUCCGGAGACUGAGCGCACCUCCACUCUCUCCGCAGUGCCAAGCAGGUCAGGACUGAAGCACACUGAGGCAACGACUACAGUCGGCAGGGCUGGGGGAAGACAGGGACCCCUUCCGUCCUGGGUCUGUUCUGACCUGCUCUGAGAUCCACCCGGCCCUGGGUCCCCCAGGCUCUUGCCCAGCCCUCCCACGACCCAAGCGCCGAACUUUGACGGCUGCAGAAGGAAAUGGUCACAGCCAUGAACGUGUCAAACGAAGUGAGGCAACUGCUCCAGCCCUAUGAUUUCGAGAUGUCCCAGGACAUGAGACCCUUUUUGGAAGAGUACUGGACCGCCUCCUUCCUCAUCGCUCUCAUCUACCUGCUGCUCAUCGUCGUGGGACAGAACUACAUGAGGGCACGCAAGGGCUUCAGUCUGCAGUGGCCUCUCAUGCUCUGGUCCUUCUGCCUCGCUGUCUUCAGUGUCCUGGGAGCAGUGAGGACCUGGGGCUACAUGGGGACCGUGCUGCUCAGGGGGGGCCUAAAGCAAACCGUGUGCUUCAGCGACUACAUCGAGCAUUCCACCAUCAAGUUCUGGUCCUGCCUCUUUCUUCUCAGCAAGAUCGUUGAGCUCGGGGACACGGCCUUCAUCAUCCUGCGAAAGCGGCCACUCAUCUUCGUGCACUGGUACCACCACAGCACGGUGCUGGUGUUCACAAGCUUCAGCUACAAGAACAAAGUGCCUUCGGGCGGCUGGUUCAUGACCAUGAACUUCGGUGUGCACGCUGUCAUGUACACCUACUACACGCUGAAGGCUGCCAAGGUGAAGUCCCCCAGGCUGCUCCCCAUGCUCAUCACCAGCCUGCAGAUCCUGCAGAUGAUCGUGGGCACCAUUGUUGGCUUGCUGUCCUACACCUGGAGGCAGGAACGGGGAUGCCACACCACAGCCGAACACUUCUUCUGGUCCCUCGUUCUGUAUACGACCUAUUUCAUCCUCUUUGCCCACUUCUUCCGCCAAACCUACAUCAGGCCCAAGGUCACAGCGAAGGCCAAGAGCCAGUGAAGGGUUGGAGAGAAGGAGCCCCAGGAUCUCUCUUCCUCAGGGCACUGAGGGGCUGGGCUUAGGUCUGGGAGAAUGAUUAGGGCGCCUUACCUGCAUGGUUUCAUGUGUGCCCCCAGGUGGCCGGAAGUGGUAACAGGCAAGAAGUGUCCCGGCUGGGGUGGGGUUGUGGCCUGGUACGUUGGUGUUUCUGUUUUUAAUGUGAAGGCCAAGCAGACCCUGGGAUGGGAUGGGGCUGAGGAAGGUCUUCAGGAACUGAGUUAUUUAUAUUUCUACCCAGGAACCUUUCUUCCUCCCGAUCUAUUUUUUUAAUUAAAUAUUUCAACCGGG